Messenger RNA from Mya arenaria, 937 nucleotides. RefSeq lists its product as uncharacterized. The record is from RefSeq and is a predicted model, not a curated record. The transcript has 4 exons. NCBI's taxonomy places the organism in Eukaryota, Metazoa, Mollusca, Bivalvia, Myida, Myidae. The coding region runs from base 151 to 471 and encodes 106 amino acids.
UGCUUAUUUCAAGUUAGAUUGGCCAAUCCUAUCCGACCUCUGAUACUGAAGAGUUUUUGUGCGUGAUUGAAUGUUUAUUAACUGAUUUUUCAGAAUUUAUUUUGCUUAUAAUUCUUCUUUAGUAUAUAUACAUAAGUCACUAAGGAAAAAAUGGUUUGGACAAAGUUAGAAAAUUUCCAAUGUCCUACGUGUCCUUCGGGUUCGGGACAAGAUUGGGUUUGUGCCGAAGAUGGGAGUGAUAUAUUUAUCAAUGAGAAAGGUGUAAUGGAAUGUGAGGAUGGAUAUCACUCAGGCAAUGUGUGCAACUGGGGAUGGAACUGUGGUAGUGAAUACCAUAAAGGUCGUUACUACAAAGCUGACUACGAGGGGUUCGUGUUUGCCAUCUCACAGGCCCUGCAGCUUACGGACAAAAUGGGAGCGCAGUGGGUUGCAGACCUUGUUAGAGAACUUGGCAGACAGUAUGGCAAGUGAGCGUCUACGUGCACAGAGAGGACGAGGAAAAUAAAUCACACAUACAUAGAUACUUAUAGGUUUUUAUGAUAUUCAAUGAUGAUAUCAAUUUUAUUGUGAUGUAACAUCCAGUCGUAUGUUUAUCUUUAAAAAGCCUUAAACAGUGGCUAAUGACAUUUUGUUCCCAAACUGCCUUACAUGUCAUGACAUGUGAUAGAUAAUUAAGUGUACAUGAUAUCAAGAUCACCUACUAUUUCACAUUUCAAAGCUGUAUUUGGCAAUAGCUCUGAUUUAAAUAUCUUAUAAUGUAACUGGUUGUGAAACAUCUGUAUUAUAUGAUCUUGAAUUUGCCUUUUAUUAUUCUUAUGAUUUAUAAACAAAAAAUGCAUUAUCUCCUUGGUAAUACUAUAAAUAUACAAACCGAAUCUCACACAAAUAAGAUAACGUUUCAAUAUAAAGAUAUAAGUAAUAAAAUUCUGCACCUUCA